AAAAUGGCAUAAGCGAAUACCAAGGACCUCUAUAAAUACCAGCGCCACAAGCACAUAGCUCAUCUCUCUCCCCCAAACACUCUCUCCUCUCUCCCUAUCUCUCUCGCUUCAACUACAUUUCACUAGGGUUUAUACACACACAACACACACUAAUUACACUCACAUCCACACACACCGCUUCAAUAGCUAUGGAUGCAUACACUAUGCACCUAGCUAUGGCAGCACUAGUGGGAGCCUCGUUCGUUGCCGUAUCGGCGUACUAUAUGCACCGCAAAACCCUAACUCAGUUGCUCGAGUUCGCGAAAACGAUUGAUAGAGACCGGGAGGAGUUCGAGGAUGACUCGGUUCAGCAUUUGAAGAAGUAUGAGGCCGGUAAGAGACGCAAUCAGUUUAGGAAGAGAGGGAGUAAUGGCCAUUAUCGACGCGCCUCGGCUUCGUUUCCAGAUGUUAGGGAGAUUUCGAAUGGCGGUGAGGGGAAUGGCGAGGUUUAUGUUGAUGGAAUACCGCCUGGUUUGCCCAAGUUGCAUACACUCAGUGAAGGAAAACCUUCUGGGCAUAUGAAUUUAAGCACAAGAGGUGGGCACUUAAUUAGACCAACUUCUCCCAAGUCACCUAGUGCCAGUGCCUUUGAAAGUAUAGAAGGGUCAGAUGAUGAAGAUAAUAUGACAGACAAUUCUAAAGUAGAUUCAACAUAUCUUUAUACUAAUGGAGAUGCUAACCUAGACACAAGUCUAUAUCAGAAUUUGCCUGAGAACGGUAAUGCAAAUGGAGAGCCAAAUAUAGCUGCAUCAAGUAUGAUUCGCUCUCAUAGUGUAUCUGGCGAUCUUCAUGGCGUGCAACCUGACCCUGUAGCAGCAGAUAUACUGAGAAAAGAGCCAGAGCAUGAGACUUUUGUUCGACUUAAAAUUUCUCCAAGUGAGACGCCAUCAGCAGAUGAGGCAGAAGUCUAUCGGACUAUUCAACAUUGUCUUGGACUGCGAGAACGUUAUAUGUUUAGGGAAUCAGUUGCUCCUUGGGAAAAAGAAAUCAUAACUGAUCCUAGUACACCAAAACGUAAUCCAAAUCCAUUUGAUUAUACUCCUGAGAUGAAAACUGAUCACUAUUUUCAAAUGGAAGAUGGAGUUGUUCAUGUUUAUGCAAAUAAAGAUUCAACAGAGAAGCUCUUUCCGGUUGCUGAUGCAACAACCUUCUUCACUGACCUGCAUUAUAUCCUAAAAGUUAUAGCAGCUGGAAAUAUCAGAACAUUAUGUCACCAUCGUUUAGUACUUCUGGAACAGAAAUUUAAUCUUCAUCUGAUGUUAAAUGCUGAUAAAGAAUUCCUAGCUCAGAAAAGUGCACCACAUCGUGACUUUUACAAUGUCAGAAAAGUUGACACUCAUGUUCAUCACUCAGCAUGCAUGAACCAGAAGCAUCUUUUGAGGUUUAUUAAAUCAAAAUUAAGGAAGGAGCCGGGUGAGGUAGUAAUAUUUCGAGAUGGAACAUAUCUCACCUUGAAGGAGGUUUUCGAGAGCUUAGAUUUGACUGGGUAUGACUUGAAUGUCGACCUUCUAGAUGUUCAUGCUGACAAAAGCACUUUCCAUCGUUUUGACAAAUUUAACCUGAAGUACAAUCCUUGUGGUCAAAGUAGGCUCAGGGAGAUCUUUUUAAAGCAAGACAAUCUUAUUCAGGGUCGUUUCCUUGCUGAGGUGACACAGCAAGUGUUCUCAGAUCUUGAUGCAAGCAAAUACCAAAUGGCUGAAUACAGGAUUUCGAUAUAUGGGAGAAAGCAAAGUGAGUGGGAUCAACUUGCGAGUUGGAUAGUAAAUAACGAGUUAUACAGCACCAAUGUUGUUUGGUUGAUUCAGCUUCCCCGCCUGUACAAUAUAUACAAGGAUAUGGGGAUUGUAACAUCAUUUCAAAACAUUCUUGACAAUAUAUUUCUUCCUCUUUUUGAGGUCACUGUAGAUCCCGGAUCGCAUCCCCAGUUACAUGUAUUUUUAAAGCAGGUUGUUGGUUUGGAUUUGGUGGAUGAUGAGAGCAAGCCUGAAAGACGUCCUACAAAACACAUGCAGACACCGGAUCAGUGGACAAAUAUAUUUAACCCUGCAUUUUCAUACUAUGUGUAUUACUGCUAUGCCAACCUCUAUACAUUGAACAAGCUCCGGGAGUCAAAGGGAAUGACAACCAUCAAAUUCCGCCCUCAUUCUGGGGAGGCUGGUGACGUUGACCACCUUGCUGCAACGUUUCUUACAUGUCAUAAUAUUGCCCAUGGAAUCAAUUUAAGAAAAUCUCCUGUUCUUCAAUAUUUAUAUUACCUAUCCCAGAUUGGUUUGGCUAUGUCUCCUCUGAGCAACAACUCCUUAUUCCUGGACUAUCAUCGAAACCCUUUUCCAAUGUUUUUCCUGAGGGGCCUUAAUGUUUCCCUUUCCACCGAUGAUCCAUUACAAAUUCAUCUGACAAAAGAACCACUUGUUGAAGAAUACAGUAUAGCUGCUUCAGUGUGGAAGUUAAGCUCAUGUGAUUUAUGUGAGAUUGCACGUAAUUCAGUCUACCAAUCAGGUUUUUCACAUGUUUUAAAGUCCCACUGGAUUGGAAAGGAGUACUACAAGAGAGGACCAGAUGGUAAUGAUAUUCACAGGACGAAUGUGCCUCAUAUCAGGCUGGAAUUCCGUGACACGAUAUGGAGAGAGGAGAUGCAACAGGUCUACCUUGGCAAAGCCAGUUUCCCAAAAUACAUUGAAACCUAGCCAACUUGGUGGAUGUAUUUUUCCGUACCUAAUUAUAUAUAUUUCUCAAGCAAUUAGAGAGGACCAAAGUCGCAGAAGUCCCUUAUGCUAAUGUACCAUGACGUCAUGAGAGCAUGCAAGAUGAGAAUUGCUCCAAAGUCCAAAUGAAGACCCCCUUAAUGGGCCACCAGAUGCCUGUCUAAGUUCAAGUGCAAGAUUGAUACGGUUUUCCCACAAGAUCCCAACACGGGAUAACAGCCUGUAGCAUUCGAAUACCGUGCCAUUUCUUAUACGAUACGAGAAUAAAUAAACAACAGUAAUACAUGUGCACUAUAGUUUAUGGAUGAAUGAAAUUCGCACACUUACUAAUUUUAAUAUUUUGAACAGUUUUGUACUUCCUGAAGGCGAGGCAAUAAUAUUUACUGCCUAGAAUAUGCUUUAUGCUC
Daucus carota subsp. sativus is the source of this 3151-nucleotide messenger RNA. Its product is annotated as AMP deaminase. Gene Ontology annotation, biological process: AMP metabolic process; IMP salvage. The transcript is spliced from 20 exons. The record is from RefSeq and is a predicted model, not a curated record. Gene Ontology annotation, molecular function: AMP deaminase activity. NCBI's taxonomy places the organism in Eukaryota, Viridiplantae, Streptophyta, Magnoliopsida, Apiales, Apiaceae. The coding region runs from base 189 to 2726 and encodes 845 amino acids. Gene Ontology annotation, cellular component: cytosol.